Molecule: messenger RNA, 3752 nt
Organism: Cephus cinctus (wheat stem sawfly)
Lineage: Eukaryota; Metazoa; Arthropoda; Insecta; Hymenoptera; Cephidae
Product: protein HEXIM1
Exons: 2
Coding region: 443-1720 (425 amino acids)
Biological process (GO): negative regulation of transcription by RNA polymerase II; negative regulation of cyclin-dependent protein serine/threonine kinase activity
Cellular component (GO): nucleoplasm; nucleus; cytoplasm
Molecular function (GO): cyclin-dependent protein serine/threonine kinase inhibitor activity; 7SK snRNA binding
Source: RefSeq, a predicted model, not a curated record
GUGACACGCAAAAUACUAGGGUACAAGUGUGCCGAGUCUGCGGAGUCGGGUUGAGUCGGGAUACGUUCGGGUAGGCAGGCAGGCAGCACGGAGAGGUCGGAGCGUUGGAAAUGUAGGACCAUCGACGCAGUUCUUGCGGUAAGCAACAGUAGGCAGUUGGCCACGGAAGGAAGAGGGCGCUAGUGUUCGAAGGGAGAAAUCAAAAAGUACUUUACCCCCACGAGAGGGCUCUGUUUCCCCCACCACCGCGUAGCACGCUGUACUUCGCUAUCGUACGGAAUCACGGACAAAUCAAACAUGGCGAUUCAGUCGCUGUAUACUGUGAAGGCAUACGGCUUGUGGCAGCAGUUUAAACGGUUCUAGUGUAUGAGCUCGAGACUUUAACGGUUAUGGGAGUGUAUGUGCAACCUCAAUUAGACAGAUUUUAUUGAAUAUAACGAAUAUGGAUGAGUGUAAGGUCGAUGUGACAGUGGUAAAACCAUCGAACGGCGGAGACAGCAUACGUGACGUGAAGGGCGUUGAGACGGACCCGAUGCCUGCGGCAGAGUCCGCGACAGAGGCGCCAAUUCUGGAUCUCCCACUGGCAACAGCGACAUCUAUCUCACGAGCUACCGCCAAGAUUACGGAUUCCUGUAGCCGGAUUGACAUCGAAAACAAGGAUUGUCCGAAACGUUUUAUCAGGACAGCCGGAAAAAUUGAGAGUGGAAGCGGUAGUGGUGAUCAAGAGGGCGGUCAAUUAGAUGAUAGUGGCGACAUUGCGGCGAAGAAACGGAAGACCCGCAGAGGUAAACCUAAACAUAGGAAACUUAAGCCAUACUCGAAGCAGCAGUUGUCCUAUCAGCAGAGGCUGCGCUGCCGAGCCUCCGGUAGGCUGACAAAAACUGGCAGGCAACCCCCUGCACCGUACAAUACUACGCAAUUCCUUAUGGAAGAUCACAGCGACCUUCCAGACUUGGAACAAAAGUUGGCCGGUGCAACGACGUCGGAAAUGCCGGCCUCUUUCCAAAAACCACCCCCGCCACCACGCACGCGAGACUCAAGCUUUAGCGUAGACUCUGAUGAAGACUACUUCUACUCGUCGCCGGAAGACGAAGAGGAAUUUCUAACUAAGGAAUUCUCAAGUGCUUACGAAGAUCUUCAUGCCGAGAGACUCGGCACUUUGACGAAAUCGGAAUUAAUACAAGAAUAUGUGCAGCUUGAGGCAAAAGUCGACUUGCUAACCAAACGGUUACGUGGUAAGAAUUUUCAUCAGAUGGAGGAGCGGGAUUCGGAAAAUAAAAACGGUAGUACGACUGAUUCGGAAAUAGCGAAAAAGUUGAAGAUAUGUCAGCAGCGAAUGGAUGACUUGAUUCAGCAGAAUGAUCAACUCCGACGAGAAAAUGAAACUCUGAGGGCUCAAAGACGGACGAGCAUCAUGUCCAGCGUAGACAGUGAGAGCGACAGCGAUAGUAUCAGCAACGGGAAUCGGAGUGCGUGCAGCUGUUCCUUGAGGACUCCUGAAUUAUCCCCAGUUUCAAUAGUCUACCAAGCAAGGCGAGAGAAACCUCAAAGGAAGACCAGUCCUGAAUCAAGUGUUGACAGUGAGAGCGACAGUGCUAGUAGCAGUACCAAUGACAGUUCUUGCAGCUGUCCUAACGGAAGUCCAGGAACACCAACGGCAUCUAGUGAACUUACAAAUGGACAUGCUACUGCCCACGAGAUCAUUGGCCUCCCUACAUAAAUGCGAAUUUUGAUAUUCUUUCCCCAGAAAUAUAGAUCUUGCGCUCUCGGGCUAUUUUGCGUGCGUCAGGAACAAUUGCGCAAUAGUACAUCGGCGGUGUCAUUUAAAAGUUUGAUUAAGAAAAGAGCGCGCGUCUAGUACAGGUUUGUUUAUCCUUUAUAAAAAAGUAGUUUCACUGCGUAAGGAUAUGAACGUGAGGAAAAAUAGCAGCAACAAUGACAAGAUCUUCGCCGUAAAGAAGAAUGGCCGUCCCAGGAGAUAAAAAAAUUACGGCAUAGCCACGGAAGUCUUUUUUUAAGAAGCACGUUCCGUCGACCAUACUCCCAGUCUCUUUGGUCUAUCAAGCGAGAGUAUAUACCUGAGAUUUAAAUACUUUGCAGACUCCCUUAACACUUUCCUUUGACUCUUAACUAUUUGUAAUCUCUAGUUUUACUCCCUCCUACCUUUUUUUCCAAGACUGUCUUGUAUAUAAGAAUAUUAUAAAUGUGCAUAAUAUUAUUGUAAGUAUGUACACGGUUAGUUCUUUGCUAGGUCUGCAAAUUUCAUAUUCAUAUAGAUAAGCGGCAGCACUAUUCACUUGUCAAUCCUUGGGAGCUGAUCCACGCAGCGAAGAAAGUUUAAUUGCACAUCAUUCGUAUGAAGGCUUUGGUAUUGAUCAUUUUUUCAGAAUAUUCGAGAAACAAAGAUACGAAAAAAAAAGGGAAACAUGAAAAAGACAUUUGUAACGACCACUUCGUCGUGUCCUUGACGGUGACAACAGGUGCAUCGAAAAAAGAUAUAAGCUGUGCCUGAAGGCCUCUCCUGCGUGAUUAUCUUUCCAACUGAGCAACGCAUACUGUCGUUGCACUUAUAUUAGAUGAUUUUUAUUGAUCUCCGGCUUUUAAACCGUGCUCGCGAUAAGUACCAAUUGCACGAACCGAAGAUCCUGCAGACCAUCAACUAACGGAUGCUUACAAGCUCGCAUGUGAGCAUCAGUGACAAAAAGAAAAUUUGAUGAAAUUUCAUGUAAAUGAUUAAUCUCGUUAAUGAUGAAAAUGUGAUUUACUCUGUAUUAAGCUUAAAGAUACGUUGUACAAUUGUACAUACAGACUUAGGUGGUAAGAUUAGUUAGUUAAUGGUCUGAACGAUACAAUUUAACUAGACGAGAUGCCUUGCACUUAAGGUUUCUUUUCUUAAAUUACUAUUAUAGGUAUUUCUUUUGUAAUAGGUACAUAAGGCCAAAGUGUUUAUCCGCCUACUUUCUUUUGAUUUGUUCUCUUUUAAUUUCACCGCACUGUCACUCUCUUUUAUAUUAUGGCAAACUGCUCGACAUUACUGUUUAGCUGUAUUUUCGUAGCAAUAACGCAAAGUCUAUGCAAGUUUGUGCGAAACUUCUUUCUUCUUUGGUGUACUUAAUAAAUGGUCUAUAAAAUAAAUUAUCAUUCAUAUGCUGAUAGCUUUCAUUCCUGUACUGCUUUUAUCUUGCUACGUGUUUGAGAAUGAUUAUAUUAUCAGAAUAUUAUUUUGAUUUUCUUUGAUAUAGUCUAGGAGACUUUUGACGCACUUGCCAUGAAAAAAAAAGUAAUUCCGUAACAAUUAAUACGGAUUAAAAAGCUUCCGAAUUUAUAUGUAAAUAAGGUUAAAACUGAAUAAGCAGAACGGUAGUAGCGCGCUAUAGAAUUAAACAUCAUUUUCAAGAAAUUGAAUUGAACAUCCAAUAUAAUAUAACCGACGUUUAUUUGAUGACCAAGAGGAAGAUAAAUAAAAAAAUAAUUUAUUAAUACUGUGAUAUAACGAAUAAUUACUAUUCUGAAGUGAGACCUAUAAUCAACACACUUGAUUUUAUAAUAAAAAGACUCGAGGAACAAACAUGCAUAGACUUUAACAGGUGCAAAAGGGUCUACUGAAAGAGGGCCGUAAUUUUAUUAAAGACUUGAGAAAAUCUGUUGUAGUCGCUGUAAGCGUCUUUCUCUCAUCUUCUUUUUCGCUACUUUAUUACGAAUUAUGUAUUAUAGAUUUUUAAAUUAAAAUUAAAAGUGACAAGAUUUUAAAA